CCGGUGUCUUAUAACAUUUCACUUCCUCCCAGAGUCAGACCCGACCAGACCAGAACACCCCGACAGAACCCGACAGAACCCGACUGGAACCGUCUGGAACCGUCUGGAACCGUCCGGAACCGUCCGUACCGUGUUCCCGCCUUCAGUAACGGCCGGUUGGUUUCCAUCGUUACCCGAGCAGCAUGAAGCGCGCGCUGUAGGACCGCUGAGUGACGUAGCAGCGAGACCCGGGACCCGGUGAGGCCUCCUCCAGGUCCUCCAGCAGAGACAGAGACCAGGUCCUCCAGAGACAGGUCCUCCAGGUCUGUAGGUCCUCCGGUAGAGCAUGUCGUCCCCGUCCCCGUCCUCGUCCUCCGCGGGGGGCUCGCGCCGGCAGUGGUGCUACCUGUGCGACCUGCCGAAGCAGCCGUGGGCGAUGCUGUGGGAGUUCAGCGAGGCGGUCUGCCGAGGCUGCGUCAACUACGACGGAGCGGACCGGAUCGAGCUGCUCAUAGACACGGCCCGACACCUGAAGACCCAGCACCAGAACCACAACCAGCACCAGCACCAGAACCAGGUCCUGGACGGACACGGCCGGUCUCCGGGUCCACCGGGUCCACCGGGUCCACAGCACCACGGGAAACCUCUGUACGGGUCCGGGUCCGCCCGCCUGCCCAACGGGCUGCACCGGGCCGAAGACGGGACCGGGUCGCUGUCCGAGUCCAGCAGGCAGAGCCCCAACACCAGCACCCGCAGACCCGUCGUCCCGGGUAUGGGUCUGGGUCUGCACAGCUCCAUCUCUCAAGCCCUGAUGGCUCAGGGUCUGGUCGCCGCCCCCCACGGCCUGCUGGCCCCCCUAGCGGGGUCCAGAGCCGGGGUCGCCAUACCCGUCUCGGCCGGGUCCAUGCUGGGCGAAGUGGGUCGGAGACAGGUGGUCUCUCUGGGGGGUCUGGGAGUCGGAGUCGGGGCUAGCACCUCUGCUCUGGUGGGAAUCGACCCGGCUCUCUGGAGGAACAACGAGGUGAUGGCAGAACUCAACGAGGUGGCCCGCAGCCGGGUCGAAGGCUGGCCCAACCGGCCCAAAGCGGUCCGGGACGUCCUGAUGGCGCUGAGCGGCUGCGUGCCCUUCAACGUGCGCUUCAGGAAAGACCACAACCUGACGGGUCGGGUUCUGGCCUUCGACACCGGCGCCACGCCGGAGUUCGAGCUGAAGGUGUUCGCGGAGUACCCCGCCGGCUCCGGGAUGAUCUUCUCGGGCGUCCCGGACCUGGUCCGGCAGAUGUUCCGCGACUCGGCCAAAGACGCGGGCAAAGCGGUGAACUCGGGGCUUCGCUACGUGGAGUACGAGAAGAGGCCCGGCACGGGAGACUGGCGCGGGCUGUCGGAGCUGCUGAACGACGGCGUGCGCAUGUUCAAAGAGCCCCCUAUUCCAGAGGUUCUGCCGCAGCCGGAUGCGGGGAUGCCCGUGGCGGCCGGCGGACGCCCGGCACUGGCGAAGGGCACGACCCGGCGCCGCAAGGCUUCUCCGGGCUCCGAGAACGGGGAGAGCGACGGGAGGCUCGACGGGAGGUCCGACGGGAGGCCCGACCACGCGGCGAGGGAGCCGUGGCCCCGAGGCGUCUACGCCGCCAUGGAGCCUCUUCCUGGCAUGGAGGGCCCGCCCCGGCUCCACAGCCAGCCCUCGCCCAUCUCGGCGCUGAUGGGCGUGGCAGACAGCCUGAGCUCCGGCCAGAUGGCCAGAGACAGCCCCGGCGUGUCCACGGCCCACUCGUCCUCGGCGGGCCGCCCCACCAGCGGCAGCCCCUCCGCCGCCUCCACCUCCGUCUCCCAGGCCGCCGUGGGGCAGAGCGCCGGCGCCGGGGAGUCCACGAGCGGCGCCCAGGGCACCCUGCUCUGCUGCACUCUCUGCCGAGAGCGCCUGGAGGACACUCACUUCGUCCAGUGUCCCUCUGUCCCGCACCACAAGUUCUGCUUCCCAUGUACCCGCGGGUUCAUCCGCAGCCAGGGUCAGGGCGGCGAGGUGUACUGCCCCAGCGGCGAGCGCUGCCCGCUGGCCGGAUCCUCCGUCCCCUGGGCCUUCAUGCAGGGAGAGAUCUCCACCAUCCUCGCCGGGGACGGAGACGUCACGGUGAAGAAGGAGAGCGACCCUUGACCGCUCCACCCGGUCCUGGUGAAUGUGGAUCAAACACUUUGAAAGCACUUCCCUAUUAUCUGGAGCAGAGGUCCACGUCGGCUGCAGUUCAUCAUGUGUGCCUCUGAGAACAGAAGAACUCUGGAGAACCGGAGAACAUCUACACACACACACACACACACACACACACACACACACACCGUUAACUAAAGACACAACAAGACUCACUUCAGAGAGGACACGUCUCCGUCUGUCUCCGUCUGUCGGGGCUCGGCUGGGCGGCGACAUCUCGACCCAACGUUGAGUCCUGACCAAACCCCCCCCUCCCAUCAUCAGCCCUCCUCCUCCCAUCAUCAGGACUCGUCUUCAGACCUCGUCCCAUCAUCAGGACUCGUCUUCAGACCUCCUCCCAUCAUCAGGACUCGUCUUCAGGACUCGUCUUCAGACCUCCUCCCAUCAUCAGGACUCGUCUUCAGACCUCCUCCCAUCAUCAGGACUCGUCUUCAGGCCUCGUCUUCGGGCCUCGUCUUCAGGCCUCGUCCCAUCAUCAGGCCUCGUCUUCGGGCCUCGUCCUCAGGCCUCGUCCCAUCAGAACUUGUCUUCAGGCCUCGUCCUGGAAGCCCCGGACAGAAAGCACACGCUUGUUUUAGGAACGACAAUCUUCUUUUGUCCUUCAUUUGUGUUCUUGUCCUCCAUGUUGCGUCCCGUCCGUCCCCUCCAGACGGACGACGGGCGUUCCGACAGAAUCGUCAUUUCUCUUUGAAAAACAAAUGAAUGUUCAGAAUGUGUCCGAACCCAUCGAGUCCUUAACGCCAAGGAUGUAAACCAUGUAAUCAACGAUAUGUCUCUUAGGUAUUCUCCUUCUAUUGUACGUCAAAAAUGUGAAUUUACUUUCAAUAUGGCUCUGUAAUUUCUAUUUUUGAUACAAUACAAAUUUCUAUGUAUUUGUUUAUAGUGAUAAGAAGACCAAAGAUGGCUUCAUGCUCAAUGUCCUUUUGUUGUAUUGUAGCCGUGUCCGCUGUAUUCACUGAGCGCCUCGGCGUCAGUCACUAAUCUGUUCAUCUAUCACAGAGGUAAAACUUGUUAUUGUCUAUUUACUUUAUCGAUAUAUGUAUGGUAAGAUGAUUAGCACCACUUUACUCAUGUGAUCUGCACAGGUCAAUUCUACAAUAAAUUACUAAAUAGUUA
Molecule: messenger RNA, 3298 nt
Organism: Sebastes umbrosus (honeycomb rockfish)
Lineage: Eukaryota; Metazoa; Chordata; Actinopteri; Perciformes; Sebastidae
Product: interferon regulatory factor 2-binding protein 1-like
Biological process (GO): regulation of transcription by RNA polymerase II
Cellular component (GO): nucleus
Molecular function (GO): transcription corepressor activity
Source: RefSeq, a predicted model, not a curated record